Molecule: messenger RNA, 702 nt
Organism: Yarrowia lipolytica CLIB122
Lineage: Eukaryota; Fungi; Ascomycota; Dipodascomycetes; Dipodascales
Biological process (GO): peroxisome fission
Cellular component (GO): peroxisomal membrane
Source: RefSeq, a predicted model, not a curated record
AUGUCCGUUUGCCUCGCCCAGAACCCCACCGUGACCCGAGUGGUCAAGCUGCUUGAGACCCACGUCGGUCGAGACAAGAUCCUGCGGUCCAUCCAGUACUUCUCGCGGUUCCUGACCUACUACCUGUUCCGAAAGGGCUACACCAAGGACACCAUUGAUAUUUUCCGAAAGAUCCAGAACCAGUUCUCCAUGGCCCGAAAGCUGUUCCGAGUUGGAAAGCCCAUUGGCCAUCUCAAGACCGCCGCCGUGUCGUUCGAGAACAAGACCCUGGACCCUUGUCUGCGAUACACAACCAUUGGCCGAAACCUCGGCUACGCCAUCUACCUGGUCUUUGACUCCAUCAUCUACAUCAACGGCUCCGGCAUCAAGAAGAUUGACAACAUCAAGACCAUCAAGAAGGUCGGCUCCUACUUCUGGGCCUUUGGUAUCUUCUGCAACAUUCUCAACUCCAUCCACAAGAUCAACAUCUGCAAGAAGAAGCGAGCUGCUCUGGCAGCAGAGAAGGAGAAGGACACCACCUCCGCCAAGAAGAACGACAAGGACGCUGCCGCUGCCCAGAAGCAGCUGGUCUGGGAUCUCCUCGAUUUCUCCAUCCCCCUCACCUCUCUCGGCUACCUGCACCUCGAUGACGGUCUCGUCGGCCUGGCUGGUUUCGCUACCGGUAUUAUGGGUGUCCAGAAGGCCUGGGCCGCUACUGCUUAG